This is a messenger RNA of Brachypodium distachyon (stiff brome), 1101 nucleotides long. RefSeq lists its product as uncharacterized. The record is from RefSeq and is a predicted model, not a curated record. Lineage: Eukaryota; Viridiplantae; Streptophyta; Magnoliopsida; Poales; Poaceae. The coding region runs from base 144 to 704 and encodes 186 amino acids. The transcript has a single exon.
UUUCCAAGGCCAGCUUCCUUCUCAAAGCACAUAUAAAACCCUCUCACCACCCUUCUUCCCCCCUCAUUCUGGAGCCUCAGGUCUCUCUCUACACAUUUUAUUUCUUGUGUGCAAGAGCUUGUUUGCUCAAUUGCUGUCCAAAAAUGGAUCCCAUUAGCAUAGAGAAGAUCAGGGCCAUGAAGAAGUACAGGAGGAGCAGGAGGCAGAGGCAGCAGCAGCUCCCUAAUCUCACACUCUACAUGGUGGCCACUUGUGUUCUUUGUCUGCUGCUCACUAGCCCUGCCUGGUUCCCCAGUCUGUGCUCACUCCUCAGCUCCUUCUUCCUCACCACCCUCCCUGACCUGGCCACGGCCUUCUUGCUCAGCCCCAAGUGCCUCUUCAUUGUCGGCAACCUCAUCGUCGCCUUCCUCAUCAGUGAGUCUAGACUGGUGCCGCCGAGUAGUCAGCCUGCUUCCGUAUUGGAUGUGAAUGGCAUCCAUGAAGACAUCCACGAAGAGCACGUGAAGAGGAGUGUCGUGUCGGCGAUGGUGACGACCACGGCGGUGUUUGCUGAUCAUGGCACUCUGGUUGGAGGAGUUUGGGAGGGAGAGAAGGAGGAGCUGCAAGGAGAAGAGGAGCUGGAGAAGAGAGUGGAGGACUUCAUUGCAAGGGUCAAGAAGCAAAGAAAGCUUGAGGCCAAGAGCUUCUUUGACACUGACCGGUGAUCAUGGCCGUAUAUAGCUUGCUUAAUUUCCUUGGAGCUUGAAGAUGCAAGAGAAGAUUGCAUCAAAUUAAGGAUCUUUCAUUCUACUAUGCUGAACCCAUUCCACUGUUUCUUCUUACAGUGUAGCUCAUUAAUUCUGGGGUGCAGAAAUGCCCAAGAAUUAGGAAGAGGGAGAGAUAAGGAAUGUGUGUGAUCUUUGGAAAAGCAAAAUAAAAAUAUCUGGUGUCUUUCUCUUAUCUUCCUUUGUGUCUAGCUGGUACCGUGAUGCCAUUGUUAUACAGGUCCAGUUACAUCUAUGAAGGGUUGAAGUGUAAACUAGCAGUUGACUCAUGCAUCGAUGUACUCUCAAAAUUGGCUGCAAAUUUGGCCACGAAUCAACCCGUCGAAAUUUCCUUUCC